Messenger RNA from Saccoglossus kowalevskii, 2985 nucleotides. RefSeq names its product nucleosome assembly protein 1-like 1. NCBI's taxonomy places the organism in Eukaryota, Metazoa, Hemichordata, Enteropneusta, Harrimaniidae. The record is from RefSeq and is a predicted model, not a curated record. Gene Ontology annotation, biological process: nucleosome assembly. Gene Ontology annotation, cellular component: nucleus.
AGUAGAAACUGCAGUGGACAUUGAAAUGGGUGACAAGAAUGAAGAUUCAGUUGAAGAGGUUGAAGUUGAAGAGAGUGGUGGUAAACAGGGUUCUGGUGAUGCUCCUGGUAAAUCUGCUGUUGGUGAUAUUUCAUCUCAAGUUAUGCAGAAUCCACAGGUAUUAGCAGCUUUACAAGAAAGGUUGGAUGGAUUGGUUGGAAAAAGUACUGGUUACAUUGAAAAUUUACCAAAGGUAGUCAAGAGGCGUGUCAAGGCGUUGAAGAAUCUACAGGUGAAAUAUGCCAAGACAGAAGCUAAAUUCUACGAAGAAGUGCAUGAACUUGAAUGCAAGUAUGCUGCCCUCUAUCAGUCAUUGUAUGAAAAGAGGAAAGAUGUUGUGAUUGGUGCAAUAGAGCCUACAGACUCGGACUGUGAAUGGCAAAGUAGUGACGAAGAGGAAGACGAUGAAGAAAAUGAAUUGUUGGCAGAUGAAAUGAAGAAGAAAGCCUCACUGGAAGAGAAGGAAAAAGUGGAUGAAAAGGAAGAAGAGAAUCCCAAUGGAAUCCCAGAAUUCUGGUUAACUAUUUUCAAGAAUGUAGACAUGUUGAGUGAAAUGGUACAAGAGCAUGAUGAACCUAUACUUAAAUGUUUAGAAAAUAUCCACGUUAAAUUUUCAGAACCGGGUCAACCAAUGGGUUUUACGCUUGAAUUUCACUUUGCGGCAAAUGAUUAUUUCACUAACAAAGUCUUAACUAAAUAUUAUUCAAUGAGAUCGGAGCCUGAUGAAAGCGAUCCAUUCAGUUUUGAAGGUCCUGAAAUAGUCAGCUGUACAGGGUGCACAAUAGACUGGAAGAAAGGCAAGAACAUCACAGUUAAGGUUAUCAAGAAGAAACAGAAGCAUAAAGGACGAGGGACAACCAGAACGGUGACCAAAACUGUCCAAAAUGAUUCAUUCUUUAAUUUCUUUAAUCCUCCACAAGUUCCAGAAGAUGGUGAAAUGGAUGAAGAGACUGAAGUAGUGCUAGCAGCAGAUUUUGAGAUUGGUCACUUUUUCCGAGAGAGAGUUAUUCCAAAGGCCGUCCUUUACUUCACAGGAGAAGCGAUUGAAGACGAUGAUGAGUAUGAAGAAGAAGGUGAAGAAGAGGUAAUUUUGAACAGAAAAUCAGGGGAUGCUGAUGGCGAGGAAGGUGAUGAUGAUGAUGACAAUGACCCUGAAUACGAUCCCAGCAAGGAUGGACAGAAGCCAUCAGAAUGUAAACAACAGUGAAGCUAGCCACAGUUUUUUUUUCCUGCAUAUUUUUUUUUCAUACCCCAAGAUUUACAACAUUUCUUUUUUCACAGUCUAUCCACGUUCGGCAAAUUUAUCAUAAGAAAGGCAGUAACUCUAGUUUACACCUACUGCUAGAGUCUAUGCUUUGCAUAAACAAAUAAAUAAAUUCAAAAAAGUAGUUUAAUUAAAUAAUAAAUAAUGUUGUUUGUGUUUUUAAGUGAAACUUAGAUCAAUAGUAACUGGAGUCAAUGUUUGUUUGUGGUCAUUACAUUCCUCCAGUAAUGUCACCAUUUACAAAAUUCCUGCGAAGACUUUUAAGUCAUUAAGCAAAUUUGGACCUCAAUCAGUGGUGAUUACGUUUUCUGUCAGAAUUUAUAAAUAAUUACACUUGGAAUUGUUGUAUAUAAAAAUUCUUUGGAUAAAAAUGCAUGUGUACAGGUGAUAUUGUGUUUUUAUGUACUUUUAGCUUCCCUACAGGGAGUGGAAGGGGAGGGCUUGUCAAAGUUUAUAAUUUAUUGAGGUUCGAUUGUGUUCUGUAAAUCUGGAUUCAGUGGUUAACUACUUGUCUGGUGUAAGACUUUCCUGUAAGCUGAUUGCGAAGGAGUAUAGUGACUUUCACACUAAUGAGUGAGUGGUUUGGUUUUUUUUUUCCCGCUCAUAUCAUUGAUAUCCAUGUACCGGUAGUGGCACGACUUGUAAUAUUUACAACAAAUAUGCAUAUGACCUUGGCUUCCGCUAACCCUUCAAUAGUCAUUAAUGGUGAAUUUUGUUUUCAUUUUGGUUACAAGAAAUGUCACUCUCUGCACCAAUGGAAAGAUGAAUUUUCUGCGAAGUAGCUCUUCCAGAAAAAAUGUCCCGCAGAAAUGUAAAUUAAACAGCUAAAAACAUAUUGCUUAAUAUGAAGUGGAUGUUACACCAGAAUUUUACAAUUUCUUACAAAAAUUUGAUAAAUGUUCUGAUUUGUUUCGUCUGAUUUACGAAAUUCCAAAUUGCCUGAGCAAACUUGUAUUGAAAACUUGAAAAAGUAUUUGCCCCCGUGGAUAAAACUAUUUUAUUACUAGCGGAACCCAGCAUAUAAGACACUGUACGUAUUUUCUGAAAGCUUGGAUAUAACAAUUUACAUAUUUAGCUUUAUCGGUGAAGUACCACUAGUGUUAUCCCAAAAAUAGUUUCUUUAGAUGCUUACCUAUUUAACAAGUCAUUUACGUGAAUGUUAUCUGUUUUUAAUAGCAGAAACAGCAGGCACAUACAUUUCAUAGCAUUUCAUUGGCUUAGAAGGUUAUACAUUAACUGGCUAAGAAUGACUUGUAUACCUUGAUUUAAAGUUUUCUGGGCCUGAUACGUUUGAUCUUUGUUUGUAUUAGCCCUGUUAGAAUUCAUUUUUAGUAUUAGUAUGUGUUCGCAUAAUAAUGUUGUUGACAAUACUGUAUUAUCAUGUCAGUAAUUUAUAGCGCAAUUUUUUACCUAGUUUUGCAUACCAAAUCAUUUGUACCAUUUCCAGUGUCAUAAAGAAAUUUUUACACAGGACUGCAAGUUUAGCGUUGUAAUAGUUUCUUUUUUUUUUCACUCUGGGCAUUUAUUGUGUUUGUAAAAAAAAAAAAAAAAAAAAAAAAAAAUGACAUGAAUCCCACUUGUUUAAAGGUCCAGGUUUGUUUUUUGAAUUGUGAAUAUCUUUCAAUCAUGAUUAAUUAGUAAGAAAUAAAGCACUAUGUGCAUUCAGUAUGAGCUCUGUACUU